Messenger RNA from Effrenium voratum, 594 nucleotides. Lineage: Eukaryota; Dinophyceae; Suessiales; Symbiodiniaceae. The record is from the annotation of a GenBank genome assembly.
AUGCUGCUUCGCAGAACCAACGAGAUGGUGAGCCCGCUGCCCAGCCGCGGCGUCACCUUCAAGCUGGACCCGUCGUCUCCGGCCAGCGAUGCCACGGGCAGGUCGCGACGGGCGAGUUCAAUGGACGACCCUAGGAAGUUCGACGCGAAGGCCUUCAUGCCGAAGCGAGUCAACGCGGAGAUCUCCAAGCGCUACGACAUCGACAAGAACGAGAUUGGGUCCGGCGGCUACGGCAAGGUUUUCGUGGCGAGGGAUCGGCAGCUCAAGGACCGGCUGGUGGCCAUCAAGAAGGUGAUCAUCUUUGAGGAGGCCAAAAAGAAGGCGUUCCUACAGGAGGCCCAGAUCAUGAAGGACUUGGACCAUCCGAACAUCUGCAAGCUCCUGGAGACUUACGAGCAGGGCCGCUUCAUGUUCUUUGUCAUGGAGUACUGCGAGGGGCGGGAGGUCUUCGAUCGCAUCAUGGAGCAGGGCCUCAUCCAGGAGUCGACCACCGCAGAGAUCGUGCGGCAGUCCGCCAGCGCGCUGCUGUAUGCGCACAACCGGGGGAUUGCGCAUCGCGACAUGAAGCCGGAGAACAUUUGCUUCUUGGCCUAA